AUGCUUUUAUUGUGAAGGAGUCAGCUCGGAAGUGUUUGUAUGGUCGGAACAGAAACAGAAGAAGAAGAAUUGUGUGUGUGUAUAUACUGUAUAUGAACCUGUGGACUGAACUACUGCGUCACAAAUAAAGCCAAUGACAACAGUUGCAGUCCUUGGAGGGGGGAUCGGGGGCCUGGCAGCAUCUUACUACCUCUGCAAGAGCCCCCAGGUUACCAAGGUCCUUGUUUUGGAGUCCAGCAGUCGCUUCGGAGGCUGGCUGUGGUCCACCAGGAGGUCCGACGGGGCCGUGUUUGAACAUGGACCCAGGGGGAUCCGACCCGCUGGGGCGGUGGGACACAACACUCUCAAUAUGGUGGAUGACCUGGGUCUUGGCGGGGACAUCCUGCCGGUCCCCUCCAGUCAUGUGGCGUCCCAGAACCGAUACGUGUACAUGAACAGUCGGCUCCACAGGAUGCCCUCAGGACUCAGUGGACUUUUGCGGACUGUACCCCCCUUCUCUCGCCCCCUGCUGCUGAGUGUUGCCAUGGAGAUGCUAGUGAAGAAAGGCGCGGAGGAGGACGAGUCCGUCCAUUCGUUUGUUUCCAGGCGACUGGGGAAGGAGCUGGCAGACAUAGCUGUGGACAGUUUGUGCCGUGGCGUGUUUGCGGGGGACUGCAGGAAGCUGAGCGUGCGUUCUUGUUUUCCGGUCUUGUACAACGCCGAGCGGCGGCGGGGCUCCCUGACGCUGGGCAUGCUGCUGGGCUCAGGCCCUUCUCCUGCCGUCCCCCCCGGCCCUCUGGCUCAGAGGUCCGUUACAGAAUCGUGGUCCCAGUGGUCGCUGAGCAGAGGAGUGGAGUCUCUCCCAGAAUGCAUCGCUGAGUACCUGCAGCAGAGCGGCAGAGUGGAGCUCCACAGGGAGGCGGCCGUUCAGCAGAUCAGCCCGUCAGCCUCCGGCUGGACGAUCAGGUUGGAGGAUGGAGUCGUAUCAGCUGACCACAUCAUCUCUGCACUGCCUGCUAAAGCCCUGGCCUCAGUCCUGCCCCCCUCCUGUCAACCUCUCAUCCAGCUACUGCAGGACAUCUCCACGGUAACGGUCGCUGUGGUGAAUCUGGAGUAUGAGGGCUCCAUCCUGCCUGUGUCGGGCUUCGGACACCUGCUGCCGUCAUCAGAGGAUCAGGCUCUACUCGGGGUGGUCUACGACUCGGUUCCCUUCCCUCAGCACGACAGAACUAACGGACGGACUACCAGGCUGACGGUACUUUUGGGGGGGGGGUUUUUUUGGGCGGUUUUUUGGGUCCCGGACACAGUAACAGAGGAGCGUCUUUUAGCGAGAGCCACUGAGGCCGUGCACAGCCACCUGGGAGUCCCCACAGCACCCAGCUGGAGCCGGGUCACUCUACAGAGGGACUGUAUACCUCAGUAUUACCCAGGACACUUCCGGAGAGUAGAGUCCAUGCGUAGCUUCAUAAGGGAGAAUAAUCUCUCGCUGUCUCUGAUCGGCUCCUCCUACGACGGCGUGUCAGUCAACGAUGUCAUCUUUAAUGGACGAACAGCUGUGGAGCAGCUGUUGGGAACUGGAGUUUUGGAGCGCGUCAACACUGGGACAUGACAUAGCCAAGUGCUCUGCAGGCACGCGGGUCUUUGAUAGAAUACAAAGUUUAGUUUUUUUAAGAAAGAAAAUCCGUGUCCCACAGGUAAAGCAUUUUCUCUGUCGGUGUCUUGAAGGCAUCCCAUGUUGUGUGCUGUUGAGAUUCCAACCUGUAUUUGCAUAAAACACUCAUGUCUUAUCAGGGACUACGUUUACAUGCACGUAAUAUUCCUGUUUUUACCCUUAUUACGAAAAAGAUAUUCUGACUAAGCUGUUUCCAUGGCUAAUGAAAGUGAAUACUCCACUAAUAUUCCCGUUUACAUGUAGUCGUGCAAAACAGGAUUUUUAAAGUUUUCCAGCGGUGGAGGACUUGAUGGAGCGUGUGAACUCAGCCUCCCUCUUUCAUUCCUUCAGCCGGCUUCUAGAAAAAGGUUGGCUCAUAUCCCAAAACCUGUUGAUAUCAGAGUCUUUGAUAAUGUUUAAAAGUAGCUGUGUUUCUCCUUAUCGGGUCUGCAGCCCUGCAAACUGUUGGCUGGUUGGUUUGUGUACAGUAAGCAUAGCAACACACAGAGCUGACCAUAAGCCGUCAACUGCAGUAAAAACCCAGAUUGAGACACAUAUUGUGAAUGUGCUGUAUACGUAUACAUGUCCAAAGAAUGCCUCUAAAACCAGAACAAUACCAGAUUAUCCCACGUUUUAAUCAGAAAAUGCUAUAGUUGUUAAAAAGGCCUUAUUCUGAAUAUCCAAAGGGAAUAUGCUGUUUACAUGACCUUGUCAUAUUCAGAAUAAUAGUGGAAUAUUAGUGUGCAUGUAAACGUACCUCAGUGUGACAGAACACAGCAGACCUCACACACUCCUCACUGUCUGAGCUUGUGUGUAAAAAGUGCAGUCGUUCAGCGGGCUACACAGCUGCAAUAUUUAAUAAAAUUGUAAUAUUCUAGUGUGUUAAUAGUAUGCGGUGUUGAUAGACGCAGUGUCUGAACAUUCACACAUUAUCUUGUGUCUCAGUCCACCUGACUGAUGAGACUCUGUAUGUAAUGCCUUAACAUGCUGUUUUCCUUUUUAUUACCGUUUUUCAGUGGGGAAUAAGGGACUAAUAUGACCUGCAUUUAUUGGCAACUCAUUUUUAUAUUCUGUUAUUGCAUUCAGCAGUGCAGUAUGUUGUACAUAAUGUAUGGAAAGCUCUCUGAGGCACGUUUGGAGUCCUAUAAAUGAAAGUAAAGAUAAAGCCCGCUUGUCA
Perca fluviatilis (European perch) is the source of this 2807-nucleotide messenger RNA. RefSeq names its product protoporphyrinogen oxidase (gene ppox). Bases 134 to 1588 code for a protein of 484 amino acids. Gene Ontology annotation, molecular function: protoporphyrinogen oxidase activity, oxygen as acceptor. Gene Ontology annotation, biological process: heme biosynthetic process. The transcript is spliced from 13 exons. NCBI's taxonomy places the organism in Eukaryota, Metazoa, Chordata, Actinopteri, Perciformes, Percidae. The record is from RefSeq and is a predicted model, not a curated record. Gene Ontology annotation, cellular component: mitochondrial inner membrane.